GGGACACACUUUACGGGAACUGAAACGACGGUGGGGCAUAAAGAAUUCUGUCCGUUACAGAGUGCCCUCGUGGAAAAUCAAAUGAAAAUAAAAGUUACGUUCGAAGAAGAAUAUUCACUGAUCAGUCUACUCACUGACAGAUUCUUUACGGGUUGAUGAAAUAGAAAAAAGGGAAAUGCAUAUCCAGAAUAUUAUUUUGUCGAAAGGCUCUUCAACUUCAAUAAGGACACUUACGGAUCUCAUACCAUCCUUCCAAUUUCUGCUGCUUAGAUUUGCUUUUUCUGCGAUUUAGCAGUCAUAUUCACCCGAAAGUGUAAAACCUAACUCUCAGAGCUCUUAUUUACCCUCAAUUCUAGUAGAGAAAUCUACCCACUUAAUAAACAGACGGAGAAAUCUCUCCAACAAAACAACACAAGUGGAGAAAUCUGUCCCACUAAAGAAAAAUCCAACUCCAAAUUACCCUCAAUUUCAGUAGCAAAUACCCAACUCCAGAUAAAUCUUAGAUAUCUCUCACAUCUUUAGCCAUUAUAUUGAUUUAAUGGCGAAGCUGAUUGAGAGCUAUGUGUCUGUGCCCUUGACUGAAAGAGGGCGAGGGAUUCUGAUAGCAGGAGAAGCAAAGACCAACUCAAUCAUCUACUGUAAUGGGCGAUCUGUGAUUAUCAGAAGCUUGGAUAAUCCUCUGGAGACAUUUGUGUAUGGUGAGCAUUCAUAUCCUGCAACGGUGGCUCGCUUUUCUCCCAAUGGUGAGUGGAUUGCAUCGGGGGAUACAUCAGGGACAGUAAGGGUCUGGGGAAGACAUGGAGACCAUAGUCUCAAGUUGGAUUGCAAGGCUCUGACUGGAAGGAUUGAUGAUCUUGAAUGGUCAUCUGAUGGACAAAGGAUUGUGGUGUGUGGAGACAGCAAAGGCAAAUCUCUUGUUCGGGCUUUUAUGUGGGACUCUGGUACAAAUGUUGGUGAUUUUGAUGGACAUUCAAGGCGUGUUCUAAGUUGUUCCUUUAAGCCAACAAGACCAUUCCGCAUUGCCACUUGUGGAGAGGAUUUCUUAGUGAACUUCUAUGAAGGACCACCUUUUAGAUUCAAGACAUCACACAGAGAGCAUUCAAACUUUGUGAAUUGUGUAAGAUUUUCUCCCGACGGGAGCAAGUUUAUUUCUGUUGGUUCAGACAGAAAAGGGGUGCUUUUUGAUGGCAAGACAGGUGAAAAGAUUGGAGAGUUGUCUAAAGAUGGUGGCCAUACAGGAAGCAUUUAUGCUGCCAGCUGGAGUCCUGACAGUAAGCAGGUACUUACUGUGUCAGCAGAUAAGUCUGCAAAAAUAUGGGAGAUUAAUGAAACAGGGAAUGGAACAAUAAAGAAAACAUUGACAUUUGGAAGCCAAGGGGGAGCAGAGGACAUGCUAGUCGGCUGCCUUUGGCUAAAUGAUUAUCUGAUUACCAUUUCUCUUGGUGGCAUGAUGAGUUUAUUUUCUGCAAGUAAUCCAGAUAAACCACCAAAGCUAAUUUCUGGUCACAUCAAGAGUAUAAAUGCAAUUGCAUUUUCUCUUCACAACGGACAAAGUGAGAUUUACUCAAGCAGCUAUGAUGGCAUAAUUGUUAGAUGGAUACUUGGUUCUGGCUAUGCUGGCCGUGUAGAGAGGAAGGAUAGUAGCCAAAUUAAAUGCCUUGCAACAGUUGAAGGAGAGCUUAUAGCAUGUGGCUUUGAUAAUAAGGUCAGAAGAAUACCUUUGCUAUCAGAGCAGCAGAUAAAUGCAGAACCAAUUGAUGUUGGGGCACAGAUCAAGGAUCUUGACGUGUCAGUUGGUUGCCCUGAUCUUGCUUUUGUUUCCACUGAUGCUGGGGUAAUUAUUAUCCGAGGAUCAAAAAUGGUAUCAACCACUGAUGUUGGCUAUGCAGUGACAGCUGCUGCAGUAUCUCCUGAUGGAGCAGAAGCUGUCAUUGGUGGCCAGGAUGGAAAAUUGCAUGUUUACUCAAUCAAAGGUGACACUCUUGUGGAAGAAUCUGUUCUUGAAAGACAUCGUGGUCCAAUCAAUUCAGUCCGUUAUUCUCCUGAUGGAUCCAUGUUUGCAUCUGGGGACCUGAAUAGAGAAGCUGUUGUGUGGGAUCGUGUAACUAGGGAGAUAAAGGUCAAGAACAUGCUUUACCACACUGCUCGUAUCAAUUGUCUUGCUUGGUCGCCAGAUAGCACUAGAGUGGCAACAGGGUCUCUGGACAACUGCAUUUUGGUAUAUGAAGUGGGUAAGCCAGCAUCUGCUCGAAUCACAAUUAAGGGGGCUCACUUGGGUGGUGUUCAUGGUUUAGCAUUCAGCGACCAAAGUACUGUCAUUAGUGUGGGAGAAGAUGUAUGUGUACGUGUGUGGAAACUACCAUAGGUCUGUAGUUGGUGUAAAAUUUAAUUUAUAAUUAAGAUUAGGAAUAUAGCUGUUUUGAAGCAAAGGGUUAUCACUUACACCAACUUGUGCCAUGUUUCUUGUGCUUGUUUGCAAGCUUGAAAUUUUUUGGUGCUGUUUUUUUAUUGUGAAAAGUGGAAGAUAUAUAUCAUACUCUUGUGUUUAUAGAUAUUAAAUAUUUUAGCAAUGCCUCUUUAGGCUAGACAGCUGAGGAUAAAUUGAUGGAAGGGGAAGUUGACCGCUUAUAUGGUUGCUCGGAAAGGUAUAAUUGAUUGUAUUUAUUGUGGCUCGCACUGUGUACCUUCAAUUAGAAGUCAAGCUUAGAAUUUAAGUAUUUUAAACUUUUUUC
This is a messenger RNA of Cryptomeria japonica (Japanese cedar), 2732 nucleotides long. Its product is annotated as actin-interacting protein 1-2. Gene Ontology annotation, molecular function: actin filament binding. Gene Ontology annotation, biological process: positive regulation of actin filament depolymerization; actin filament depolymerization. The record is from RefSeq and is a predicted model, not a curated record. Bases 539 to 2365 code for a protein of 608 amino acids. Gene Ontology annotation, cellular component: cortical actin cytoskeleton. The transcript has 6 exons. Lineage: Eukaryota; Viridiplantae; Streptophyta; Pinopsida; Cupressales; Cupressaceae.